AAGUGUCGGAAAAUAACACACCCCCAAAUGAUGACUCAUUUCCGGCGUGUGUGGGUCCCGCCCUGGAUCAGACGACUGCAAUCGGGAGAAUGGGGCCAAAUCCAUUCAUUCCGGCAGUACACUUCGAAAAAUAAGGAAGCAAGUGGAAAUGUUGCUCCAGGUGCUUCACAUCCAGCGUCCAGCGUCUGGAACCAUACCUUGCCAUCCAUCCCCAAAUCUCGUCUAUUCCAUUUAGAUGAGGGGAACGCGCAUAAUGCUCCAAAAGAGUGAUCCCAUUACACCGGAGGAAGUCCUCUGUGAAGUGAAGAAGCCAGCCACUACCACACAGACGAGGGCCUUCAGUCAUGAAGGAUGCCCACUGCAACAUCUCCACAUAGCCAUCCGCCGUUUUGACACCCCUGCACAAUCUGAAGCUCCUUUAUUCCAUAGAAAUAGAAAGCAGCCGAAGCAUCUUGUUCAGAGGAUAAUCCUUCCUGGGUGAGCGUGGAAUGAGGAUACAGGAUGGACAUGUUUUGGGAAUUACUAUUCAUUCUCCAAGCCAACUGUCUUACAUGCAUAUCAGCUCAGCAAAAUCCACCAAAAAUUCAUGAAGGCUGGUGGGCAUACAAGGAGGUGGUUCAGGGGAGCUUCGUUCCAGUGCCGUCUUUCUGGGGCCUGGUGAACUCCGCCUGGAACCUGUGCUCCGUGGGGAAGAGGCAAUCACCAGUCAACAUUGAGACCAGCCACAUGAUUUUUGACCCGUAUCUCAAGUCCAUGAAAUUGAACACAGGUGGACAAAAGGUGAGGGGUACGAUGUAUAACACAGGCCGCCAUGUUUCUGUGCGCUUGGACAAGGAGCAUCUGGUUAAUAUCUCUGGUGGGCCGAUGAUGUACAGCCAUCGUCUGGAGGAGAUCCGGCUCCACUUCGGUAGUGAGGACAAUCUGGGUUCUGAACACCUUCUCAAUGGGCAGGCCUUCUCUGGAGAGGUUCAGCUAAUUCACUACAAUCACGAACUGUAUACAAAUUAUACUGAAGCUGCCAAAAGCCCGAAUGGACUUGUCAUUGUGUCUAUAUUCAUGAAGAUAGCUGAAACAUCCAACUCUUUCCUGAAUCGAUUGCUGAACCGAGACACCAUCACAAGGGUAACAUAUAAAAAUGAUGCUUAUCUUCUGACUGGACUAAACAUUGAGGAGAUCUAUCCAGAGACGAGUAGUUUCAUCACUUACGAUGGGUCAAUGACCAUCCCCCCAUGCUUUGAGACCGCCACGUGGAUACUGAUGAACAAACCAGUUUACGUCACACGCAUGCAGAUGCACUCCUUGCGCCUUUUGAGUCAAAACCAGCCGUCUCAGAUCUUCCUGAGCAUGAGUGACAACGUCCGCCCGAUUCAGCCUCUGAUCAACCGCUGCAUCCGCACCAAUAUCAACUUCAGCAUGCAGGGCAAAGACUGCCCCAACAACAGGGUUCAUAAGCUGCAGUACAGAGUGAAUGAAUGGUUACUAAAAUAGGAUAAAUCCGAAGAGCACAAGUGUCUGAGGUGACAAAAGGACAGCGACGCAAAGCAACUGGGGGACCACUGAACAACCAUGGCGUGUCUCUCUCGAUGUGAUGGCAAUGAUUAUUGAUUGUAUCCAAACAUAGGGAACUUUGUAAAGUAUGCAGAGUGGCUCUGCCUUUUUUACAGAACUGUAAAGAAUAUUUAACAUACACAUACAGCCAAGCCCUUCCCUCACUGUACAGCUGCUCCACAGCUGCAUCAGACAUUUUGAAUCUACAUCCGACAUUUUGAUACUAAUGUGUUUUUUGUCAGAAAAAUCGAGAACUUAAUGGAUUUAUUUCAUAUUUUCUUUCUACCUUUAAAUUGAAAAAAAUAUGUUUCAUUUCUUCCGACACAAAACUUUUGAAAGGUACAUAUUUCAAGUUUUCUACAGCCCCAGAGCAUCAAGUAUUCUGGUCAUAUUUGUGUGUAUUUUCAUUCUAAGUGUAGCAAAAAGCUUAUUAUGUUUAAAAAGUAAUGCAUAUUAUUUUAAAUAUGUUAUUGAAAAGUAUUUUUAAAAAAAGAGAUAAACAUUGAAAGGUGUUGGCACAAUUAGAACACCGCAGCAACAUAAGUUGAUGUAUUUUUUCCUUUAUAAAUGACAGUUGUCAUACACUGUUUGAAUAAUCUUAUCAGCCCAAUAAAUUGGUCUGAAGCCA
Messenger RNA from Doryrhamphus excisus (bluestripe pipefish), 2176 nucleotides. RefSeq names its product carbonic anhydrase 10 (inactive)a. The record is from RefSeq and is a predicted model, not a curated record. NCBI's taxonomy places the organism in Eukaryota, Metazoa, Chordata, Actinopteri, Syngnathiformes, Syngnathidae. Gene Ontology annotation, molecular function: zinc ion binding; carbonate dehydratase activity. Gene Ontology annotation, biological process: one-carbon metabolic process.